This is a messenger RNA of Xylaria bambusicola, 2152 nucleotides long. RefSeq lists its product as uncharacterized. Lineage: Eukaryota; Fungi; Ascomycota; Sordariomycetes; Xylariales; Xylariaceae. The transcript has 2 exons. Bases 225 to 1958 code for a protein of 577 amino acids. The record is from RefSeq and is a predicted model, not a curated record.
UGUAAUACAAGUACAUCCAUCUUAUUGAAGCCUGACGUUGCAUUUGACGUGGCUUCAUCUGAGGCUCAUACAAUUGAAUUGAUCUAUUCAUAAACCAGAAGAAAGGCACCUGCAGAUCGCUACUGCGCUUCUCUUUGUCAUUUUGUUGUCGCAGCUGAUAAACAGAAAGCCGCCAUCGUGAGGGCGCGGCCAUCACAUCGGUUCACGCGUACUUGCUCCUGGCUAUGAGCGAGCAUGUUGAAGCUCGGUCUCUGGCCGCUUUGAAUCAGCUCGCCGCCAAUCCUCCUCAAUACCCGACGAAACCGAAUGAAGUAAGACAAGAUCCGCUCACACUCUACAUCUCUAGAGUGCCUGGAACGCAAGACAUAAUCUUAUCGACUUUGAAACCACAAGUCAAGAACGUCACUGUUGGGGAUGUUGCUAGUUCACUAUACUACGUACAUUUUCAGUCUGAGAACGAACUCUUGACACGUCUGAAUGUCCCUGGGCAUUCCUCUUCCCCUGGAUCCAGGGAAGAAAGCCCGAGGCCUCAAAUUCGCCGAAAGCCCUUGCCGAAUACGCCGGGCCAGCCUGCACCAGGAAUCGCGCCGCUUGCGCCGGCAGCUCCUUCGGGGAAGGAAAACCGGGGUUAUGAAUACCCUGCGCGGAAACCUGUGUUGCAGACAGUCUUAGAUGGACAGUCUGAACACCACACACUCAAUCCUACAGUGACACCAGCCGGCCAUGGCGUGUCUCUCGAUUCUCGACCAUCUCCCCUUGACGCAGCCAGGCACAAUCCCCCACCAUUACCUAGUAAACCUCGUCCACUAAAUUCAUACAAUGUUGAGGACCACCCCCAAUCAUUUCCUCCUCGUCCAGGGAAUAGACAUUCUCCUUCCGAUGUGUUCGAUACCCUUCAUCAAGACCAUGGUCUUGCUGAGGCUUCGUCGCGCCGACCAUUUGCUCCCUUUUCUUUAACGCUAAUCCGAAGAGACCCGAGCUCAGGGCAGCAAUGGAAUGUGGGGAAGCUCGCCUCGUUUCAGCUUGAAAAUCCCGAUCUCAUCGACGACGAAAAGCGUCCGCCUGCAUAUCCCUCUGUUCAGAUUCACCUAGAGACAUCUGGAUAUGCCAAGUUUCGCGGUAUGCCUGCUGGAGGGGAGGCUAGUCUGCGAGAUAGCCUCGACAUACGACCUGGAAGCGCCGCUUCGCCGACAAGCCAACUCCGUAACAUUCCGACAGGAAUGCCUGCCUCUGGCGCAUUCGAGCGCCAAGUCUUGAUGACCUACUCCCCUUCGUUCACAGCUACUCUUCGACAGCGUUUUCGAAGCCACAGUUCGGCAGACGAGAGUCGAUUCAGCCCUCCUCCUCAUCGUCUCGGCCACAACCGAGGUGAAAGCCAAACAUCUAUGGGGUCGUUUGGGGGAGAUUUUGAUGGAAGUGACGCCCCCGUAAUCACACAGCCUGCACCUGGCCUGAAGCCGAGAGGCUACGUCUUUUACAGCCCCUGGGAUGGGCGCUGUGAGUUUGUUACCGGAAAAGGUGGACGCACUCUUAAAUGCAGACAUGUACUUCCCUCCUACGGCGGCGGAGUGUACAACCCACUAGUCGACGGGUCUGAUCCUGAGCAUGGGGAUGAGAAGCUAGAUAGCGCCCGACCCGUCAGCGAGUUGCGCUUUAAUCUUCCCAGUAACGAAGUUUUAGGAGAUAAAAAGUCUACGGAGGGCGGCAUGAGAACACGGGAUCAUUUACAGAGCCAAUUCAACAGAAUGGUGGCAAAGGCGCAAGGCCUCGACGAUAGUGACGACGGAGACUUCCACUUCGACAUGAGCCUCGGCCGGGAAAAGGCGGGUGGAGGAAACAGGGGUAAGCGAGCCAAGAUGGGCAAGUUAAUCAUAUAUGAUGAGGGCUUGAAGAUGCUUGAUCUCGCAGUCGCCGCGAACGUGGGCAUCUGGUGGACUACUUACAACACGCGUGGGUAACCAUUGCAGCUUUAACCAUCAUCUGAAUGAGAUUGAAGACAGUUGAAAGCACAUUAAAACGCCUUAAUAGAUAAUGAGGGAGAUAAACUGGGAUCACGCAAGUCUACGUAUAAACGGCUCGUAUGAUGAUGAUGUAGCUUAUAAAAAUAGAAGCAAAAGCCUAUCCACUGUUAAUUCGCAGACAGCUUGAAAUG